Messenger RNA from Scylla paramamosain (green mud crab), 4900 nucleotides. RefSeq names its product AT-rich interactive domain-containing protein 5B-like. The transcript is spliced from 11 exons. The record is from RefSeq and is a predicted model, not a curated record. Gene Ontology annotation, molecular function: transcription cis-regulatory region binding. Bases 122 to 3160 code for a protein of 1012 amino acids. Gene Ontology annotation, biological process: regulation of transcription by RNA polymerase II. Gene Ontology annotation, cellular component: nucleus. Lineage: Eukaryota; Metazoa; Arthropoda; Malacostraca; Decapoda; Portunidae.
UCCCGCCCCCUUCGUGACGUCACGGGGAUCAGCGGUGACGUCAUGUAAUUAUAGUAAAUACAAAGUAGACGAUGUGAGCGGCGCGCGUGGAGGUUACUGUGCAAAUAUUUCUCGUUUUACCAUGACUAAUCACAAGAUACAGUUUGUGGGGGCGCCGUGUGGCCAUCAUGGCAAUUACACAUUCUACAAAGCUUUCAAAUAUAAUCUACAUGGAAUCCAGAAAAUUUUGUCCCUGGGGGAGUUUUUCUUCAUCAAGAUUUGGGAGGAUGAAGAGAUCAUAUCUAUCGGCGAGGCUCAGUUACUAUGGGAGGACCGCACUUCAGGCCAGAUUCUCGUCUCUCUCAGGAUAUAUUUCCUCCCGGAGAACACGCCUGAAGGAAGAUGCGAGGAACAUGGCGAGGUGAGUGAACGCUAUUCCUGCAGGUCGCCACGGAAGCACGAGGUGGUGUCCCUAGCAGAGAAGGUGGUGCUCCGGGCAGAGGAUGUCAUUGGGUGGAUGAGGGCAGCUGUGAGUGUCAAAUGGGACACUGGUCUGCUGGGGGUGUACGGGCCUCCUUCCCAGGACCCAGCCAACGAUGCCCACUACACACCACCUAUCUCAGGGGCGCUGGACAUUGAGGAGGUCAUGAGGGAGAAGAAGCUAAUUGGAGAUGUGGUGGAGCCCAACAGUGUGCACGUCAUCAUCCUUGCCUUCGACAAGUACUGUCGCAUCCGGGGUCUGCUCAAGCGCUUGGAGGGCGUGGAGGAGGAGUACAUGAGGAGUCGAAUAGUGGUGGCCCUGGGGGGCUUUGUGGUGCCCUCCAGAAGAACACGCAUGCUCUUCUGCAGAGACGUGUUUGAUUACCCAGAGCUGGAGGGCCACGACCUCCUCUGCAAUCAUUUAUCACCCAAGCUUCAGGGUCGACCAAGAAAGAAGCGAAAGAAACCAACAGACUCAGAAUCAGAAUCCUCGGAGACCUCUGAAGAUAUCAGGCCGAGACUGAAGGGUAAGCCCGGCCUGACCGCCAAACCCAAUGGACUGCGUGUGCUGGACCGCAAGAGCAGUUCUCGCUCUCACCUGUCACAAGUCAAGAAUGACUUUUCCACACCAGCCUUGAAUCGCUUGAUAGAGGUGGACUUCAUGUCCAAGCUGAACAAGUUCAUGAAGGACCGCAACACACCCAUCACCAGGCUCCCACACAUUGGAUACAAGCAGUUGAAUGUGUUUGAGCUGUUCACGAGAGUGCAACAGCUGGGAGGCUUUGAGGCUGUAGGGGAGAAGAAGUUGUGGAAGCAGCUGUACGAGGAGCUUAGUGGCAGUGCUCCCUCCUCCCACCCUCCACAAAGUGCUCAGUCUUAUGCCAGUAUGAUGAAGCGUCACUAUGAGAGACUCUUGCUGCCAUAUGAAAAAUUCCUAUUAGCUGAGCAGAAGAAACUUUUGGGUAUCGGUUCACCCAAGCCAAACAAGAUCAAGUCCGAUCCAGGAGAACCAUCUGUGUCUAUAUUACAACAGCAUGUGCCAAGUGACCUCAAGUCCUCUCCCAAGUUUGGGAUCAGCUGUCCCCAGUUGAUGCCCCCUCACACUCCUCCUGGCCACCUUGGAGGGGCACAGGAGGUACAUGGGUUGCUCAGUGGGCCUCACCCUGGCUCUUUAGGUGCUUCACCCCCUGUGGGCACUCCACCACAAGCCAGCCCUGCACCACCCACCUCAGUCAGUCCUCCCACCACACCCAUGGAGCUGGCGGUUCCAAAGGUUAACACCAAAAAGGAACAAAACACAAUCCCAGCUGACCUUGCCAAGAGGCCAGAAAUCACCAUUACACCCAUCCCACGCUCCAUGGGUCCUCUCGGGAUGCCAGAAGGGUUUACAGGACUCCUGGAUCCCAGUCUGUCAGUAAUGCCUCCAGGACUACAGUUGGCAGAUCUGAUGGCCCUGGAGGGAGUGAAAGCAACACUAGGAAUGUCAGCCCUUCAGGACCUCGCCAAAAUUGCAGAAAGAUACGAGAAGCCGUUACAAGAACCAGCAGCCAAGAGACUGAAAACAGACAGUACCCGAGUCAAUGGUGCAAGCUCCAGAGACAAAGACAGUGGACGUCCGUCUGUGAUUCAAGAGCCACCCUCAUGCAAGCCACCCCUGCCAGCAGUACCAGGACUUGUUCCUGCAGAUUUCUUAAGACAAAUGAAUCUGUUAGACUCCAACGCUAAGCUACUUCUUCCAGCACACCAGAGCAACAAAACAAUUAGUGCAUUAGCACAGCUCUUACCACAAACCAGCAUCUUUCCAGCUCCUGCCCCUGCAGCACACCAGCACCCUGUGACCAAGUCCUUGCGGGACCCAAUAGGACCUGAACCCCCAAGGGUCUUCCAGUCUCCAUCUGUGUAUUCCCAAUCCAAACACAUGUAUGGCAAACCUACAACAGAUGUAAGAGACUUAAGUAAAGACAAUAAGAGCACUAGUCCAGAAAUAGAAAUAUUGGAUCUCAGUCGUGCGUCGACAAACAGAAAUGGAAGGUCAUCUAAAACAGAGAGGCCAGAAAUAGAACUUCUAGAUUUGUCAACCAGACGAGAUAUAACCGUAUCCUCUGUUGCUAAACCAGGUACAAGUAAAAACUCUAAUAUUGGUAGGGUUCCUCCUCCACAUGUGAGCAUAAAAUCUUCAGAUCCUGUUCCUAGGCAUUCACCAAGUAAAAAUCCUGCAGCAGCUGCUGCAGCAGCAGCAACUGGAGUAUCUGCAGCAGCUCUUGCAGCGGCUGCAGCUCAGGGGUUGCCACCAGGCCUGUCCCUGGCACCUGCACUACUCCCGUACCUGAACCCAAUGCUUGCUCCCGGGGUGAAGCCAAACUCGGGGGCAGGGGGUCCUCCUCUGUCAAUGUUUCCCUUCAUGGAUCCCACUGCUCUUGCUGCCUAUUAUAGUAUGUUGCCUCACAGUCUAAUCCCCACCACUAGUAGUGGAGGUGGCAGCAGUUCAGGCUCAGCAUCAGCUGUUCACCACAUGGCACAAGCCCACCUACAACUCAGUUCACUGGGGCUUCCGGGUCUGUCAGGUCUUUCGCCUGAUGCUCUAAAUAGCUUAGGAAUGUACAAGAAUUUUCUUCCUCAAGGUAACCUUCCUGCCCCACAUUUUCUCUCGGGCCUCGUGUCACCACACACCCACAACCACAACCCGCCCACAACUAAGUAAAGCCAUGGCCAAAUCAAUCAUCUCAUUCAAUCGUGUUCACUCAGCCCAUUCUCUGCUCACCUGUUGCAUCAAAAAAAUUAUUCCCACCUUUCUGUUAAUUAUAAUUCAUCUUUUUAUCAUGCAGCUGUCUUUUUUUUUUUUCCUUUUUUUUUUUUUACACAUCCUGGUUUUGACACCUUUGUUUUCCCAGUAUGUUUGGAAUCAGAUAACUGUUUUCCGAAGAUAUACCUCUCUCCUCACGCCCAUAUCACCUCCAUCUCCAGCCUCACCUCAAUGCAUUACCACCACCACCACCACCACCACCACCACCACCACCACCACCACCACUACCACCACCACCACCAUCAUCAUCAUCAUCAUCAUCAUCAUCAUCAUCAUCAUCAUCAUCACCACAUCAUCAUCUUCAUUGUCAUCAUGCUCACCAUCACACCAAUACCACAGCCCUACCAUUCCUCACAAUGUAUUGGGGGAAAAGUGGAAUAAGAUUGUUUCUGCCAAUCUUGAGAAAUAAAACUUAUUUUUCAUGAUUUUUAUUCAAUAGAUAUUGCUCAACUUAUGAUUGUAAUCCUCAGUAUUAGGUAAUGAUUUCUCAACACUUGUCUGAACAUUAUCUUCAGUAUGUUAAUGGAAUCUCUGAAAAUUUAUAGAGUUGAAAAAUAAAUCUUUUGUUUUUCAUUAUAAAUUAAGCCUUAUUAUGUUUGAUUUUCCAUUAAUAUGAAAACAAGCUGAGGAAGUAAACUAUCUUGAGAAAACAUGAGAAAUAAGUUUUACAAUAACAGAAACCUUGAAAAGUCCUGAGAGGAGGGGCUCUUUUGGUACCUGGUUUAGAAUAAGAUUUUCUUGGGUUCAGUAAGUGCCUAGUUUAUUUUAUUUUCUCAGAUUACAACAAGGAAAUGAUUGUGUAUUGUACAUAAGUAUGGAAAUUAAUAAACUCACCACUUUUUAAUUUUUUAUGAUAAUGUAAAGUAUUAGAUUAGUUAUUUUUUCUAAUGAAAUUUAGUGGUCAUAGCCAGAAAGACAUUACUGUAGUUUUUUUUCUUUCUUUUUUAAAACAACAUGUUGGAAACUGGCAGUUAAAGUGUCCAUUCUUGGAUCCUGCUCUGAGCUUGGUCACGACUACCUCGGGUGUCAUGAUGCACAUUGAGAAGUUCACUUGAGAGGUGAUUACCUGAUAAUGGAACAUUAAACUAAUGAUCAUCAAUGGUUGUGUCUCCAGUCUGUCAUUUGAACCAUGAAUCAAAGAAGAAAAAAUGAGCUUCACUAUCAAAAGUAGGAUUUCUUAGUCCCCAAAACUGUUUAUUAGACUGUUUUUGAUCAUAGGUUCAAUAUUCUGUGUUCAGAAACUCACCUCAAAUAGUGUGUAAUAUGUUUCUCUAUGAGAAUCUUUUUAAGUACUUCUAACUUGUAGAUAUGUGUAUGUUAAAUAAAGAAUGGUCCUUCCAUAAGUGUUAUAUUGUAUCUCGACUGACCAAAGAUUAUUUCCUCAAAUAGCAUUCAUUCUUUGUACAUAUCUCUGCAAAUUUUACUUUACAUAAUCUGUACAUAAUGAAAUGGAUUUUAUUGAACAUAGAAAGGACCAAGUACCAUUAGGAAAAUGAACAAGAUAGCAGGAAGGUGAUGGAGCCUUUCAUCCAUGCCUGACUUGUUCUCAUCUCUGGAAGGUUUGGUAAUUCUUACCUGAAGCAUUACCUUUUGUACCAAUGUAAGGAAAACAUGGAUGUAAUAAACAAAUUCCAUUGA